AUGCAACAACAACAGCAGCAACAACAAAUCAAGAAACAACGUACAGCGACGGCGCUGGCUUUGGUGUUGCUUCUGGCCACCAGCUAUGUGCAGGCAAAGGAGGAGGAGAAGAGCGCGGGCGACAAGAAGGCAGCUGAGCCUGCAGCCAAGGAUGGUGGCGCAGCUGCAUCUGCCGACGAUGAGACGACAAAGUCGAAGCGUGGUCUGCAUCACUACGAGGACUAUCAUCAUCAUCAUCAUCAUGUGCCCCACUAUCCUGUGCACGAGGAGAAAACCUUGACCAUUAUCAAGAAGGUGCCUCAGCCCUACCCAGUGGAGAAAACCGUCCAUGUCCCCGUUGAAAAGCACAUUCCAGUACCCAUCAAAGUCAAAGUACCAAAGCCUUAUCCUGUGAUCAAACAUAUCCCCUACGAAGUCAAGGAAAUUGUUAAAGUCCCGUAUGAAGUGCCCGCCCCAUACCCCGUCGAAAAGAAGGUACCAUACCCCGUCCAUGUGCACUACGAUCGUCCCGUUCCCGUGAAGGUUCAUGUGCCAGCUCCCUAUCCAGUCGAAAAGAAGGUGCAUGUUCCCGUCAAAGUCCAUGUGCCUGCCCCAUAUCCUGUGGAAAAGAUUGUCCACUACAAGGUGGAGAAGCACGUGCAUGUCGACAAGCCUUAUCCAGUUGAGAAGGUUGUGCAUUAUCCUGUCAAAGUACCUGUCGAUAAGCCAGUUCCCUACCCAGUGGAAAAGCCAGUACCCCACUAUGUCGAUAAGCCAGUGCCUGUGCCUGUGAUCAAGAAAAUCCCCGUCCCAGUCCAUGUACCCUAUGAUCGCCCCGUGCCAGUGAAGGUGGAGAAGCCAGUGCCGUACGAAGUGAAAAUCCAUGUUCCCCAACCCUACCCUGUCAUCAAAGAAGUGCCAGUCAAGGUGGAGAAACACGUGCCUUAUCCCGUGAAGAUUCCAGUCGAGAAGCCCGUCCAUGUCCAUAUUGAAAAGCAUGUGCCAGAAUACCACGAGAAGCAUGUGACCUACAAGGAGCCAGAGUUCAUACACAAGCACAUCGAGGAGCAUCAUCAUGAACCCAUCCAUCAUUCACAUCACGAGGAAUCGCAUUCGCAUCAAAUUGAGGAACAUGAGCAUGAGGUGGAGCAUGAUUUUUACGGUCAUGAUGAUCCUUAUUCAUAUCACGGUUACUAA
Molecule: messenger RNA, 1176 nt
Organism: Scaptodrosophila lebanonensis
Lineage: Eukaryota; Metazoa; Arthropoda; Insecta; Diptera; Drosophilidae
Gene: Vajk1
Product: mantle protein
Exons: 2
Coding region: 1-1176 (391 amino acids)
Source: RefSeq, a predicted model, not a curated record